AUGACAAGCAAAAGGAAGCUGAUCGGCCGCCUGGUGCCGUGCCGGUGUUUCCGCGGCGAGGAGGAGAUCGUCUCCGUGCUGGAUUAUUCCCACUGUGGCCUGCAGCAGGUGCCAAAGGAGGUCUUCAACUUCGAGAGGACCCUGGAGGAGCUUUACCUCGAUGCCAACCAGAUUGAGGAGCUUCCCAAGCAACUGUUCAACUGCCAAGCCCUGCGGAAGCUGAGCAUCCCCGACAACGACCUGUCCAGCCUCCCCACGUCCAUCGCCAGCCUGGUCAACCUCCGCGAGCUCGACAUCAGCAAGAACGGAAUCCAAGAUUUCCCAGAAAACAUUAAGUGCUGUAAGUGUUUAACAAUAAUCGAAGCCAGCGUCAACCCCGUGUCCAAGCUGCCAGAUGGCUUCACACAACUUCUAAAUUUGACCCAGCUCUAUCUAAACGAUGCCUUUUUGGAGUUUCUUCCAGCUAACUUUGGAAGACUUGUCAAAUUGCGAAUUUUGGAGUUAAGAGAAAACCACUUGAAAACUCUACCAAAGUCAAUGCACAAACUGACUCAGCUGGAGAGGCUCGACCUGGGCAAUAACGAGUUCUCUGAGCUGCCUGAGGUUCUUGAACAAAUCCAGAACCUGAAGGAGUUGUGGAUGGACAACAAUUCCUUGCAAGUGCUACCUGGGUCUAUAGGGAAGUUAAAACAGCUCGUGUACCUGGAUGUGUCCAAAAACAGGAUCGAGACGGUCGACCUGGACAUCUCGGGCUGUGAGGGGCUGGAGGAUCUCCUCCUCUCCUCCAACAUGCUGCAGCAGCUGCCAGAUUCCAUAGGAUUGUUGAAGAGACUGACAACCCUGAAAGUGGAUGACAACCAGCUCACCAUCCUGCCCAACGCCAUUGGAAACCUGUCCCUGCUGGAGGAAUUUGACUGCAGCUGCAACGAGCUGGAGUCGCUGCCCUCCACCAUCGGGUACCUGCACAACCUGCGCACCCUGGCCGUGGACGAGAACUUCCUCCCGGAGCUGCCCAGAGAAAUUGGGAGCUGUAAGAACGUGACUGUGAUGUCCCUGCGCUCCAACAAGCUGGAAUUUCUGCCUGAUGAGAUUGGCCAGAUGCAGAAGCUGAGGGUGUUAAAUCUGAGUGAUAACAGACUGAAGAAUUUGCCCUUCACUUUUACCAAACUGAAAGAACUGGCAGCCUUGUGGCUUUCUGACAACCAGUCCAAGGCCCUGAUCCCGCUGCAGACCGAGGCGCACCCCGAGACCAAGCAGCGAGUGCUCACCAACUACAUGUUCCCGCAGCAGCCCCGCAGCGACGAAGAUUUCCAGUCGGACAGUGACAGUUUCAACCCCACUCUCUGGGAGGAGCAGAGGCAGCAGAGGAUGACUGUGGCCUUUGAGUUCGAGGACAAGAAGGAAGAGGAGGAGAAUCCAGGGAAAGUUGAGAUAAACCUCAAGCGCUACCCCACGCCCUACCCCGAGGAUCUGAAGAACAUGGUGAAAUCCGUGCAGAACCUGGUGAGCAAACCCAGCCUGGGAGUGCGGCCUGAGAACGCGGCCCCGGCGGCCAGCACUGACCCCACGGGCAAGGACAAGUACGAGCACAAGUGGCCCCCCCUGACCCCCAAGGAGAUCUCCGUGGAGGAUGCCUUUGGACAUCCUGGCAGCGAGAUGAGGAUAGGGGAGCUCCGUCCUUCCAUGCCCGAGACGCCGCUCUACCCCCCCAAACUCGUCCUGCUGGGUAAAGACAAGAAAGAGUCGACAGAUGAGUCUGAAGCAGAUAAGAUCCAUUGUCUGAAUAACAGCGUUUCCUCAGGCACUUACUCAGACUAUUCCCCUUCCCAGGCUUCCUCAGGGUCCUCCAACGCGCACGUAAAAAUGGGCUCCCUGCAGACCACGGCUAAAGAAGCAGUGAAUAACUCUUUGUGGGGGAACAGGCUGGCCCAGUCGUUCCCACAGCCCCUGGAGACCAAGCCAUUGCUGAGCCAGCGGGAAGCGGCUCCGGCCGGGAACGUCCCGGCGCGCCCGGAGCGGCGCCCGCUGAGCGACGCCUUCACCGACAGCUGGAACGACGGCUCCCACUACGACAACACGGGAUUCGUGGCCGAGGAGAGCGCGGCAGAGAACGCCGGCACCAACCCCCUGCUGAGCACCAAAUCCAGGAGCUCCUCUGCCCACGGGCGCCGGCCGCUGAUCCGGCAGGACAGGAUCGUGGGGAUCCCCCUGGAGCUGGAGCAGCCCGCGCUCAGAAACACACACGACUCUGAAGUGCCUCCUCCCAACCCUUGGCAAAAUUGGACCAGAACCCCCAGUCCUUUUGAAGACAGGACAGCUUUUCCUUCCAAACUGGAAAGCACCCCCAACACCAGCCCUUUGCCCGAGCGGAAAGAUCAUGUCAAGGAGUCUCCCGAAAUGACGAGCACUUUCACUCCAGGAAUUCCGUGGGAAUAUCACGACGCCAACGCUAACAGGAGCCUCACAAACGUCUUUUCCCACAUGCACUGUCGCCCAGACCCUUCCAAAAACGUCAUCUCCAUCAGCAAGAGCACGGAGCGGCUCUCCCCGAUGAUGAGGGAUUUAAAAACGAACAAGUUUAAGAAGUCGCAGAGCAUCGACGAGAUCGACAUCGGUGCGUACAAGGUGUACAACAUCCCCCUGGAAAACUAUGCAUCCGGGAACGACACCGUGGGUCCCCACGAGAGGGUGGACAAGCUGCUGGGCCCCGAGCACGGCGUGCUGAGCAUGUCCCGCAGCCAGUCCGUGCCCAUGCUGGACGACGAGCUGCUGACCUAUGGCAGCGUCAAGGUGCAGCCGCAGCACAAGGCGUCGGUCACCAAGAAGGUUUAUCAGUUCGACCAAAGCUUCAACCCCCAGGGCGCCGUGGAGCUCCCGGCCGACAAGCGGCUCCUGCCGCCCUUCCAGCUCAACGCCGAGUACCUGCCCCAGCCGGCCAAGAGCCUGCCCCAGGAGCUGGUGAGCCCGCGGGGCUACCGCGGCUACGCGCCCGUGGAGCCCAUGUUCUCCUUCUCACAGCCCUCGGUCGGCGAGGAGCCGGUGGCCGCCCCGUUCCCCGGCCCGGCCGCGCGCCCCGGCUUCCUGCGCAGGGCGGAUUCGCUGGUCAGCUCGGCGGAGAUGUCGGUGUUCCGCAGGGUGGGCGAGCCCCAGGAGCUGCCCCCGGCGGACAGGUACGGCCGGGCCCCGUUCCGCGGCGCCCCGGAGCGCCAGGGCAGCAUGGCCGUGCCCGAGGCCCAGUUCCUCAAGCGCAACGGGCGCUACGAAGACGAGCACCCUUCCUACCAGGAAGUGAAAGCCCAGACUGGGAGCUUCCCAGUUAAAAACCUCACGCAAAGGAGGCCCCUGUCGGCACGAAGCUACAGCACAGAGAGCUACGGCACGGCCCAAACGCGGCCGGUCUCAGCGAGGCCCACCAUGGCAGCUCUGCUGGAAAAGAUUCCGUCAGACUAUAACUUGGGUAACUAUGGCGACAAGCCUUCCGAUAGCAGUGAUAUAAAGCCGAGGCCUCCCCCUGGGAAGGGAAAUGAGAGCUGUGCUAAAAUGCCCGCUGACUGGAGACAACAGCUACUUAGACAUAUAGAAGCUAGAAGGUUAGACAGGAGCGCUGCUUACAAACACCACACAGUUAGCCUUGGCAUGCUGCACUCUGGAGGGGUUUCAGCCAUGCAUGCCGGCCGAAGCAUGACUUUAAACUUGCAGCCUAAAUCUAAAUUUGAAAACCAAAUGCUUCAAGAGCUACCUCUACCGAAAACCCCGUCGCAGCAGAGCAGCCUCCUGGACAACGGGCAGGACGAGGUGGCCGUGGGCAGCCCCUGGACCCCCUACCCGCUGGGCCGGCGGGACGUGCCCCCCGACACCGUCACCAAGAAGGCAGGUAGCCACAUCCAGACGCUGAUGGGCUCGCAGAGCCUGCAGCACCGGAGCCGGGAGCAGCAGCAGUACGAGGGCAGCAUGAACAAGGUGACCAUCCAGCAGUACCAGCCCCCCCUGCCCAUCCAGAUCCCGUCCUCGCAGGGCUCCCGGGCCCCCCAGCCCCAGCGGUGCCUCAUCCAGACCAAGGGACAGCGCAGCACCGACGCCUACCAGGAGCAGUUUUGUGUGAGGAUAGAGAAGAAUCCUGGCCUUGGGUUUAGUAUCAGUGGUGGAAUAAGUGGACAAGGAAAUCCAUUCAAACCUUCUGAUAAGGGUAUCUUUGUUACUAGGGUUCAGCCUGACGGCCCUGCCUCCAGCCUGCUCCAGCCCGGAGACAAAAUCCUCCAGGCCAACGGACACAGCUUUGUACACCUGGAACACGAGAAGGCUGUGCUCCUACUGAAGAGUUUCCAGAACACAGUAGACUUAGUUAUCCAACGUGAGCUUACUGUCUAA
Pyrgilauda ruficollis (rufous-necked snowfinch) is the source of this 4368-nucleotide messenger RNA. RefSeq names its product leucine rich repeat containing 7 (gene LRRC7). The coding region runs from base 1 to 4368 and encodes 1455 amino acids. Gene Ontology annotation, molecular function: protein binding. The transcript has 24 exons. NCBI's taxonomy places the organism in Eukaryota, Metazoa, Chordata, Aves, Passeriformes, Passeridae. Gene Ontology annotation, cellular component: adherens junction; postsynaptic density; postsynaptic membrane. Gene Ontology annotation, biological process: neurotransmitter receptor transport postsynaptic membrane to endosome; neurotransmitter receptor transport, endosome to postsynaptic membrane. The record is from RefSeq and is a predicted model, not a curated record.